GAUCUCCCUUAGCGUUUGAACGGAGUGUCGGUCGAGCUAGAGGUCCUUCUGGACAGAGUCUCAAAGAAGCUCCCUGCUACAGAAAGCCCUACAAGAGAAACACACAGCACUUUUUGGAAACCUGUGAAGCCAAACUAUUAAAAUGGCAGAAAACAAGGACAGUAAUAUUAAAAAUGCAGAUGUGAGGCCCAAAAGCAGCCGGAGCAGAAGCGCAGACAGAAAAGAUGGUUAUGUCUGGAGUGGAAAGAAGCUCUCCUGGUCAAAAAAGAGUGAGCACUGCCCUGAUGCCGAGGUAGGAAGCGCUGCAGGAAGAUCAGGGGCCGGUUUAAGGAGUCAAGAGAGGAAGUUCAGCUGCUCCUCCGUUGAGCUGGAUCUUGAUCACUCAUGUGGACACAGGUUUUUAGGCCGCUCUCUCAAACAGAAGUUGCAGGACGCUGUGGGCCAGUGCUUUCCCAUAAAGAACUGCAGCAGCCGGCAUGGCUCUGGGCUCCCGUCGAAGAGGAAGAUCCAUAUCAGUGAGUUAAUGCUAGAUAAGUGUCCCUUCCCUCCGCGCUCGGAGCUGGCCUUUCGGUGGCACUUAAUUAAAAGACAUACGGCCCCUAUAAGUCAGAAAGCAGAAGAGUGGAUAAUUGCAGAUUUAUCCCAGAGCGAGGAGAAGGAGGAUCCACUGAGGGACAAUGAGGUUGCCGGUGCGGGAAUGGACUCUCCGUCCCCGUCCUGCGACCUGACCGACAGCAGCUCCUCCGGGGCUGAUUCCAGGGCCGAGCAGGUUCCAAGCAAAGCAGGACGGAGCAGUAAAGAYGAGAGCGAUAUGGACUCUGACGACGAUGUCGUUACCCUGUGCACGAGUUCCAGGAAAAGAAACAAGCCCAAGUGGGAGACCGAUGAUGAGCUACUGCGGAUGGAGACGCCUCCCAAAUACCACACGCAGAUCGAUUACGUCCAUUGCCUAGUCCCGGACCUCCUCCAGAUCAAUAACAACCCCUGCUACUGGGGAGUCAUGGAUAAAUACGCAGCCGAGGCCCUGCUCGAGGGCAAGCCAGAGGGAACGUUCCUACUACGAGAUUCUGCCCAAGAAGACUAUUUAUUUUCUGUGAGCUUCAGACGCUACAGUCGUUCUCUGCACGCGCGGAUAGAGCAGUGGAACCACAACUUCAGCUUCGAUGCCCACGACCCUUGUGUCUUCCAUUCCCCCGACAUCACGGGGCUCCUGGAGCACUAUAAAGACCCAAGCUCCUGUAUGUUCUUCGAACCGCUUUUAUCCACCCCCUUGAACAGGACUUUUCCUUUCUCCCUCCAACAUAUAUGCAGGACAGUUAUCUGCAACUGCACAACUUAUGAUGGUAUUGAUGCACUUCCUAUUCCUCCGUCAGUGAAGCUCUAUCUGAAGGAAUAUCAUUAUAAAUCAAAAGUUAGAGUACUCAGAAUUGAUGUACCAGACCAGCAAAGCUAGAAAUAUUUUUAUGAAAGAAUGAAAUUGUCUCUAGUAUGUCCAGUCUCCCCUCCCUUUUAGUUUUUUUUAAUGGCAGUUCGAUUUUCUUCUCUUGCAAACUAGCCUCUGCCUGAGGCAUCUUUUUCAUCCAAAUGUACUUUGAGUCUUCCCACCUCUCUUUCUAAGAAAUUAUAUUCAUUGUGGGCUUUUGGUACUGUUCCCAGUCUAGGGUUUUAUGGAAUUUCAGGUAGGCUUUCUGGUUAUUUCUAUAGAUGGGUAUUCUUUAGAUCUAAAAACCUUAAAAAUCAGUUUGGAACUUUAUCUGUCUUUUAUAUUGUAAUUUGCAUAUGUUGCUGACAUGUUGGAAAUAAUGCACUGUAACUAAAGAUUGACUCAUCUGUAUUUUCUGCAUUUCUUUUAAAAUGAGCGCUCARGCCUCUGUGUGUGUCUAAAAACAUCAUAAAUUCUUCAAUCUCUUUCUAAUUUUACUUUUCCUAGCAAAAAAUCUUGGAAGAGGAUAGGAUCUUUCUAUAAAUACAUCAGGAGACUAAACGCCAGGGAGGGGAAAAGCAGCUCAAGUCAGGGACCACGUUUAGCACAAGAACAAGCAUUAUAUAAACCGGUCAUGUUUUUAGGCUGGAUGGAGGGAGGGCUCAUUAUUCAUCAGAGCAACAAAGUUCUGGAACAGCUUUUCAUUUUGUGUAUCAGCAAUAAAAAGUAAACUACUUGUAACUGGCAUUUGAUCAGUGUGUGGAAGGGAUAAUGUGGCAUAGAUGAUUAUGAUGGAUGGGGUUUGGAUUUCAUACCUCGGGAUGUGCUUUCUAUGUUGGUUACUACUUCAUUACAUGAAAUACUUGGUUUUCACUAUAAGGGCUGCUUCUGAAAUAGUAAAGGAUGGGGUAGGGAGGUAGGAAAGAAGGUAUUUCCUUAAAAAUCUAGUACCAUUUGUAUGUAUUAAACCAUUUGAUCUUGCACUGUUGAUUCUGAAGUGAUGGAUGACUUUCUUACUUUGUAAGUAUAUAUUUUUAUUUUUUUUAACAAGUUCAUUUUAAAGAACAAAAGUCUGCAGAUUUGGCUUGCACUCGGUAGCAUUUGUUCAAGUUGCCUGCUUUCAGAUUCCAUGUGCAGGAAAACUGUGCAUGGAAAAUGCAUUACUUCUGUUACAUGGAUGGUCAGAUCUGCUGAAUUAUUGGUAAAAUCCCGCUGAGAAUGGACCUAGGAUGAGGCAUGAGGCUGUAGUGCUUUCCA
Molecule: messenger RNA, 2680 nt
Organism: Nothoprocta perdicaria
Lineage: Eukaryota; Metazoa; Chordata; Aves; Tinamiformes; Tinamidae
Gene: SOCS4
Product: suppressor of cytokine signaling 4
Exons: 2
Coding region: 143-1453 (436 amino acids)
Biological process (GO): phosphatidylinositol phosphate biosynthetic process; intracellular signal transduction; positive regulation of proteasomal ubiquitin-dependent protein catabolic process
Cellular component (GO): phosphatidylinositol 3-kinase complex
Molecular function (GO): 1-phosphatidylinositol-3-kinase regulator activity
Source: RefSeq, a predicted model, not a curated record